Molecule: messenger RNA, 1053 nt
Organism: Cucumis melo (muskmelon)
Lineage: Eukaryota; Viridiplantae; Streptophyta; Magnoliopsida; Cucurbitales; Cucurbitaceae
Product: mitochondrial intermembrane space import and assembly protein 40 homolog
Exons: 5
Coding region: 120-599 (159 amino acids)
Biological process (GO): protein import into mitochondrial intermembrane space
Cellular component (GO): mitochondrial intermembrane space
Molecular function (GO): protein-disulfide reductase activity
Source: RefSeq, a predicted model, not a curated record
GAAAAUAAAAGAGAGAAAAAAAAAAAAUCCCUAUUCUCGAGUCCACUCUGCAAAGUUCAGAGCUUCAAUCACAACAAUCGCCGACUUUUCUACCGAUUCCAAUUUGAGUUGUUUGAAGGAUGGGUCAAGCUGAAAGCGUCGCCGCCGUUUCGCCUCCCAAUGAUCUACCACCAAGCCCGAAUCCAUCUGCAAGUCCUGUCUCCGGUUCCUCUUCCGGUCCUCCAUCCAUGGAAUCUCUAAUUGCAGAAGCUGAAGCUUAUGGUAAUGAAACAAAUGAGUCUCUUGAUGCCAAAGCUAAUAGAGCGUUGGAGUGCCCCUGCAUAGCUGACUUGCGUAAAGGUCCGUGUGGGGUCCAGUUUUCUGAUGCUUUUCUUUGCUUCUUCAAGAGUACUGCAGAGGAAAAGGGAUCGGAUUGUGUGCAUCCUUUUGUGGCUUUGCAGAGCUGCAUAAAAGCAAACCCAAAUGCAUUCUCGAAAGAUAUCUUGGAUGACGAUGAAGAAGAAAAGGAAAAAGUAAAGACUGAAGAGCCAACUCAAGAUUACAGAGUCAUCCCUCCUUCAUGGUCUAGAGAACCUCAAAUUCCCAAGUCCAAGCUUUAGCUCAAACCAUCAGCUUCCAUUUUGUCUAUCCUGGUGACAAUUGGAUAUAUCUUUCUCCCUCCCAAACAAGCCCUGGACCAAGUACAAGAUCAAACUAAUUUUCAAAAGAACAAAAUUGAUUCGUAAACUAAGUUGGCCACUGCAUUGAAGGCUUUUUAUUUGUAGGUCACUUCUUCAUUCUUUUUGUUUUUGGUUUUUUGUUAGUUUUUCUAGUUCUUUGAGGUUUCAAGAAUCAAUUUGUGCAAUAAGUUGAUCUAAGACAGUAGGAUCUGCAAGUGUUGAGGUAUCUCCAAUCUCAUCCAACUGUUUGGAUGCAAUUUUUCUCAAAACUCUUCUCAAUAUCUUUCCACUUCUUGUUUUUGGCAACUCAUUUGCCCAAUGUAUUUUAUCAGGUGCUGCAAAUGCUCCAAUCUGGAAAUGCAAUAACAAAAUAUUUCACUCUUAAAUUACUUUC